GUAGGGUUUGUAAAUUUUUUUUUUUUUAAAUUGUAGGGUUUGACAAACCCUACAAUUUAAAAAAAAAAAAAUUUACAAACCCUACUUUAGUUUUUUUGAAUGUAUGUAUUAAUUUUAUUUUGUAUUUGUAAUGUUUUAUUGCAGCAAACUUCACUUUAUUAUUUGCCUCAGCUUCAACUUUCACAAAACUAUCCUAAAAUGUCUACUUCAGCUUCUAGACCCCCCAUGAGAAAGGACCCUGCUUGGAAAUAUCAUGAAGAUUUUCCAGGGCAAGGAAAGGGGCAAACAAAAUGUAUGUUUUGCAAAACAAUAUUCCAUGGAGGUAUAUAUAGGCUGAAAUACCAUAUUGCUGGUGUGCGUGGACAUGAUGCCGAACCAUGCCCAAAAGCAGUCUCUGAGGCCAUACGUGAUUGUUAUGUAAUGGUUGAGGAGAUUGAAAGAAAAAAGAAACAAAAGGAGGAUCGAGCGGCCAUUGGGAGAGAGACAGUUUUAGGAAGAGGGACACAGUUAGGUUGUGUUGGAGGCCCUUCUUCCUUACCUCCAUAUCGUCCCACUCAGUUUGCUACUGCUGGUGCUUCCGUUUCUGCUUCUGCUUCUAUAAGUGGCAGUGCCACUGCCACUGCCACUUCUCAUGCUCCUACCACUAGUAGUCAUAGUGGGAAUGUUACCAUUGGACCUAGGAUUCGUAAAUCUAGGUUGGAUUCCUUCUUUGUGCCUCGCACUACUCCUGGGUCCCAACCGUCGCUUGAGGGCAUGGGUUGGAACAAGGAGGUCCAUGAUGCUGCUAAAAUGGCAAUUGGCAGGUUUUGGAGCUACAGCUGUAUUCCAUUCUUUGUAGCCAGGUCUCCUUAUUGGCAACAAAUGGUUGAUGCCAUUACCAUAUGCGGGGCGGGGUUCAAAGCCCCUAGUGAGAGUGAUUUGAGGGGACCCAUUUUGUCUCAAAUGGUGGAUGAUGUGAAAAAGGAUUUAGAUGAACAACGCCACAUAUGGAGCACUAAAGGCUGCACCAUCAUGACUGAUGGUUGGACGGAUAGGAGAAAUAGAACUCUCCUUAAUUUUCUUGUUUCUUCCGCAGGGGGCACCGUUUUCAUCAAGUCCAUUGAUGCCUCCACCCAUUGCAAGAAUGCCACCUACCUAUGUGAGCAGAUAGAGGAGGUGAUUGAAGAUGUGGGUGAGGAGAACGUGGUACAGGUGGUGACCGACAAUGCAGCAAAUUAUGUUGCUGCGGGUAGACUAUUGAUGGAGAGGCACCCAUCUAUAGUUUGGACUCCAUGUGCUGCUCAUUGCAUUGACCUCAUGUUGGAGGAUAUUGGAAAAAUCCCAUGGGUCAAGAGAUGUGUAGAAAGGGCAAGAAAUGUCUGCAAAUUUGUAUAUAAUCAUUCAUGGGUGUUGGCUCUUAUGAGACAAUACACAGAGCAGAAGGAGUUGCAUCGUCCAGGAAUCACAAGAUUUGCCACAAACUUCCUCACAUUGCAGUCCAUGCUUAGGUCUAAGCCUGCCUUGAGACGUAUGAUUGUUGGUGAGGAGUGGUCUUCCUCAUCCUAUGCUACCACCCCUGCAGGGAUAGAGAUGGCAGACUGCAUUUUUGAUGAGCAAGGCUUUUGGGUCCCUUGUGAUGAGAUAGUGAAGUUUGUUAAGCCCUUGGUGGUUUUGUUGCGAGUUGCGGAUGGAGAUAAGCCCGCAAUGGGCUAUAUAUAUGAGGGCAUGGAUAGGGCGAAGGAGGCCAUCAAAUUCGUCUAUGGAGCAGAUGAGAGCAAGUAUGGUCCCAUUUGGGAGAUCAUUGAUAGGAGAUGGCAUCAUCAGCUACAUAGGCCCAUCCAUGCAGCAGCCUAUUAUCUGAAUCCGGCAUUCCGUUUUUAUCCCUUCUUUCAAGGCUGAUGCGGAGGUCCUUAAUGGGCUAUAUGCAAUCAUGGAGAAGAUGGGACCUGCCAGUAUUUCUCAGAUAGACCUUUUUCGAGAGCUACAGAUGUUCUCAGAUGCACAAGGGGAGACCUUCUCUCGUCCUGUUGCCAAACACGCUAGAACAACUAUGAUGCCAGGUAAAAAUAAAUUGUUAGGCUUAAUUUUAGUUUUAUUCAAUACUAUAUUGUAACUUGUUAAAUGAGUUCAUGAGUGAGACUGAUUUUAUUUAUUUUUCUCAUUUCAAACUCAGAUCAUUGGUGGAACUUUUUUGGCCCAG
This is a messenger RNA of Cryptomeria japonica (Japanese cedar), 2179 nucleotides long. RefSeq lists its product as uncharacterized. The transcript has 5 exons. The record is from RefSeq and is a predicted model, not a curated record. Bases 100 to 1878 code for a protein of 592 amino acids. Gene Ontology annotation, molecular function: DNA binding. NCBI's taxonomy places the organism in Eukaryota, Viridiplantae, Streptophyta, Pinopsida, Cupressales, Cupressaceae.